AUGGGAUGCCGUACCACAAGAGAGGCGAGAGAUUUUAUUGGGAAGGAGUUUCAGAAGAGACAGAUUGCCCAAGAUACUAUAGAGCCUUCUCAGGCUGAUGAAUCUGAAGCUGAGUCAAGAAUUGAUGAGGUAGCACUUUAUCUCGAGGCUGUAGGGGGUGAGAAGAAGAGGAAGGUAUAUGGCGUCGGGUCUCAGGCAUCACAGUUUUACUGCAGCUCAGCAUCUCACGCUUCUGCAGCCAACGCAAGACCACAGCCCAAGCACAGUGCCGAGGAGUUUACUGCAUUACGGGCUCGUGUUGAUGAUCAAGAGAGACAGAUUGCAGAACUUAGAGCGCAUGUCAUGCGGCUGUCUGGUUAG
Jatropha curcas is the source of this 360-nucleotide messenger RNA. The record is from RefSeq and is a predicted model, not a curated record. Lineage: Eukaryota; Viridiplantae; Streptophyta; Magnoliopsida; Malpighiales; Euphorbiaceae.